GUCCGGCCGCCCCCGGCCCCCGGCGGGCCCGCGCCUUCGGGCCCCCCCCCCAGUGCCGCCAGCGCCCCCGCCGCCCGCCCGCUCCCGCGGGGCGCCGCGCCCCCGGCCAUGGCGAAGAAGGGCGCCAAGAACGGCAUCUACAGCGUGUCCGGCGACGAGAAGAAGGGCCCCCUGAUCGCGCCCGGGCCCGACGGGGCCCCGGCCAAGGCCGACGGCCCCGCGGGCCUGGGGGCGCCUGGCGGCCACCUGGCCGUGCCACCGCGCGAGACCUGGACGCGCCAGAUGGACUUCAUCAUGUCCUGCGUGGGCUUCGCCGUGGGCCUGGGCAACGUGUGGCGCUUCCCCUACCUGUGCUACAAGAACGGCGGAGGUGUGUUCCUCAUUCCCUACAUCCUGAUCGCCCUGGUCGGAGGAAUCCCCAUUUUCUUCUUGGAGAUCUCGCUGGGCCAGUUCAUGAAGGCCGGCAGCAUCAACGUGUGGAACAUCUGCCCCCUGUUCAAAGGCCUGGGCUAUGCCUCCAUGGUGAUCGUCUUCUAUUGCAACACCUACUACAUCAUGGUGCUGGCCUGGGGCUUCUAUUAUUUGGUGAAGUCCUUCACCACCACGCUGCCCUGGGCCACGUGUGGCCAUACCUGGAACACUCCCGACUGUGUGGAGAUCUUCCGCCACGAAGACUGUGCCAAUGCCACCCUGGCCAACCUCACUUGUGACCAGCUUGCUGACCGCCGGUCCCCUGUCAUCGAGUUCUGGGAGAACAAAGUCUUGCGGCUCUCCGGGGGGCUGGAGGUUCCGGGGGCCCUCAACUGGGAGGUGACCCUGUGUCUGCUGGCCUGCUGGGUGCUGGUCUACUUCUGUGUCUGGAAGGGGGUCAAGUCAACAGGAAAGGUCGUGUAUUUCACCGCUACAUUCCCCUACGUGGUCCUCGUUGUGCUGCUCGUGCGUGGAGUGCUGCUGCCUGGAGCCGUGGACGGCAUCAUCUACUAUCUCAAGCCUGACUGGUCGAAGCUGGCGUCCCCUCAGGUAUGGAUAGAUGCCGGGACCCAGAUUUUCUUUUCUUACGCCAUUGGCCUGGGGGCCCUCACGGCCCUGGGCAGCUACAAUCGCUUCAACAACAACUGCUACAAGGAUGCCAUCAUCCUCGCACUCAUAAACAGCGGGACCAGCUUCUUUGCUGGCUUCGUGGUCUUCUCCAUCCUGGGCUUCAUGGCCACAGAGCAGGGCGUGCACAUCUCCAAGGUGGCGGAAUCAGGGCCUGGCCUGGCUUUCAUCGCCUAUCCCCGGGCCGUCACGCUGAUGCCUGUGGCCCCGCUCUGGGCUGCUCUGUUCUUCUUCAUGCUGCUGCUGCUUGGCCUUGACAGCCAGUUUGUAGGUGUGGAAGGCUUCAUCACCGGCCUGCUGGACCUCCUCCCGGCCUCCUACUACUUCCGUUUCCAAAGAGAGAUCUCCGUGGCCCUCUGCUGCGCCCUCUGCUUUGUCAUUGAUCUCUCCAUGGUGACCGAUGGCGGGAUGUAUGUCUUCCAGCUGUUUGACUACUAUUCAGCCAGCGGCACCACCCUGCUCUGGCAGGCCUUCUGGGAGUGUGCGGUGAUCGCCUGGGUGUACGGAGCCGACCGCUUCAUGGACGACGUGGCCUGCAUGAUCGGGUACCGACCUUGCCCCUGGAUGAAAUGGUGCUGGUCUUUCUUCACCCCGCUGGUGUGCAUGGGCAUCUUCAUCUUCAACACGGUGUACUACAAGCCGCUGGUCUACAACAACACCUACGUGUACCCGUGGUGGGGCGAGGCCAUGGGCUGGGGCUUCGCGCUCUCCUCCAUGCUGUGUGUGCCCCUCCACCUCCUGGGCUGCCUCCUCAGGGCCAAGGGGACCGUGGCUGAGCGCUGGCAGCACCUGACGCAGCCCGUCUGGGGCCUCCACCACUUGGAGUACAGAGCUCAGGACUCGGAUGUCAGGGGCCUGACCACCCUGACCCCAGUGUCUGAGAGCAGCAAGGUGGUGGUGGUGGAGAGCGUCAUGUGACAGGUGCCCCGGCUCACAUCACCAGCUCACCCUCUCGUAGCCAUAGCAGCCCCUGCUCUAGCCCCCCACCCCCCCAGGGGGCUUGCCUUUCCCUGACACCUAUGGGGUCUGCCUGGGGGGGGGGGGGAGGGGAGGAAGCACCAGAGUGCUUAUAACUAAAAUAACUUUUUCCAUUUUUAAUAAAAUGCCAAAAAUAUCACAACCCACCAAAACUAGAUGCCUCCCCCACCCCCCUUAACCAAGCUGGUGCCCACGCUGCUUCCCAAGCCCUGCCGCCCGCCCUCCAGUGCCCGCUACCGUCACGUCUCACCUGACCCCACCAGGCCCUGCCUGCCUCUGUCCAGGCUCUGCCCAGCACACCCUUGGGUGGCCCCUCACCCCAGGGGCAGCAGUGGCAGCUCGGGGAACAGGGGGACUGGAGAGCAGAGGGGGCAGGCGAGGGGGGGGCAGCAGAACCAAGGCGAAUAUUUCAGCUGGGCUAGACCCCUCUCCCCGUCCCUACUCUAGAAGCUUAGAGAGCCAGCCAGCAAGGGAACCUUCAGUUCCUGAGCCAAUUGCCACCAAUAGCAGUUGUGUGAGCUUGAGUGCAUGUGUGCGUGAGUACAUAGGGUAUAGACAUAGAUCUCUAUUUCUUAGCCAAGGUGAAUACCAGGUGUACAUUGUGCCUGUGGGCAAAUGAGGCUUGUAUUUUGCACAUUUUAUAAAAACUUGAGGAGAU
This is a messenger RNA of Delphinapterus leucas (beluga whale), 2734 nucleotides long. RefSeq names its product solute carrier family 6 member 8 (gene SLC6A8). NCBI's taxonomy places the organism in Eukaryota, Metazoa, Chordata, Mammalia, Artiodactyla, Monodontidae. Gene Ontology annotation, molecular function: creatine:sodium symporter activity; gamma-aminobutyric acid:sodium:chloride symporter activity. The record is from RefSeq and is a predicted model, not a curated record. Gene Ontology annotation, cellular component: plasma membrane. Gene Ontology annotation, biological process: neurotransmitter transport; nitrogen compound transport; sodium ion transmembrane transport.